AUGAUGGUUCUCAGGCUGCCUAUUCACGUUCGGCUGCUCGAAAAGGAUUUGGAGCAGCCUCUCUGUGUACAGUCUGUCACACUCCGAAGUGCGCGACGAAGCACCCCCAACGAGCAGUACAAGCGACUUGGACAAGAAGAGCUAGGGACCGGCCACAGAAAACCAGGAACAGAACCAGGAAACGAAGAGGAUUCUCUUGGAGGCCGCUCCUGGUUAUUCCAGCACGGUCACAGGGGCUUUCGACACUGGAAGAGACAAGAAAGAUUGGGAGAACCUUCCAUGAACGACUCUCGCAAUGAGAAUGUGUCUUCUGACGAGGCAGAGCAGACCCCUUCGGAUUUGCCUGUAAGACAUGAUGAUAUGGGACCAAGAGAAGCGAUGACCGAUGGGAAGCAGGCGAGAACGAAGAAAACAGGGACACCGUUUUCUUUUGUUUCGAGACAUGACAAGAAUCAGUCCAAACAGCCCAUCACUCACGUCAUUCAGGAGCAACCUAUCCUGAAAUCGAAGCUGCCGCUUGCUCGAGCAAGGCCCACGUCAAGCCAGCCAGCUGGCCAGCCACUCGGUCACCCAGUGUCCAGCGCAGCAGCAAGAUCCACAUCGUCCACCAACCAAAUUCGCCAUGGCGCCGCCGUUAUCCCAUAUUCGACUACCCUGCAACCACCUUUCGAGCAUUCGGUACCUUUCCUCCGAGGAACUAUCGACUGUGUUGCGCGCUUCGGACAACGUGUCUGCAAUGGCUAG
This is a messenger RNA of Diaporthe amygdali, 744 nucleotides long. RefSeq lists its product as uncharacterized. The coding region runs from base 1 to 744 and encodes 247 amino acids. Lineage: Eukaryota; Fungi; Ascomycota; Sordariomycetes; Diaporthales; Diaporthaceae. The transcript has 2 exons. The record is from RefSeq and is a predicted model, not a curated record.